UUCACCUUUCACUCACCGAGAAACGGCUUUGGCCUCUCGCGCCCAUUCAUCCCCUUCUUCUUACAUUAAUGCUUAAUCUGUUUUGGCGCGACGGUUCUUGGACAUUUUGCUCUCAACACCCUGGCACACAUCUCUCAUGCCGCUCAGAAAGCGCGUUAGAUGGAAGAGUCGUGAAUCCGAAUGCCACCCUCCAUGACAACAAACGAUGAUGAGAUUCCUCCACUCACCAACGAAGACAUCGAAAUUCUCUACGACAUUGUCCGCCUCGCGCAAACCCUCCCCGGCCGCACCUUUCGUGCCCUCUUCCAAGCCUACGACAAAGUCUUGUCGGAGAGAAAUAUCAAUCCGGACAAUGAUACGCGCUAUCUCCGCUUUCUGUUCCGUAUGCAAGAUGCUGGCGAGAGGGAGGACGAGGGCUUGGUCGACCGGUUCCAGCGCUUGCUGGCCGAGAUGGGCAUACAGGUCGAAUGCGAUCCAGAGGGUGACGGUAUUGAGGAGAUCACGCGAAAUGUGGAUAACCUCGUGUCUAACGGGCUGCCCCCUUCGAUGCCAAACACACCAGGGCGAAUUCGAUCGCGCCGCGGGAGCUUUGAUUCGUUCUUCGAUGGACCGGUGGACAAAAUUCGAGAGACGGACCGUGUGCAGGAUAUUCCAGCAUUCGUGAGACGCGGUGCCCCUGACACAGCAUCGGAUACUGAAGAUCUGCUCCGCAAAGGACGGUCGCGGCCGGGAUCAGCGGCACGUUCGCAGCUACUGGCCCAACUCCCAAUUCGCAAUAGGGUGAAUGGUGCCCGUAACACGAGAGUCAUGUCCGACAGCAUUCCUUCACGUCCAGGGCGCAAUAGAUCCAUACCCAGCCACGAAAGUCUACAGAUCCCCUCAAGUGCACAUGCAACAGCGCAGCAGUUUGGGGGUUAUGAUGGCGAUGAGAGCGAGCAGUCGGACAGUUUUGAACGCUCUCAUAUUCAGAUUCCUGGUGUCAAUGCGCCGAUACCUGGCAUGGCCUUCGAUCCAGCGCUACAAUACGUCGGCCCCGAAAUGCUCUACCGACCUUCCGACACCCAGAUGUUUGAUGACGCCGAGACAUUUGAAUACCGUCGCAUUCUCACCGUGGCGAGAACCUGCAUCCGGAAGUGGCGAGAACAAACGCGCGAAAUCACCGAAAAUCUCGAAGAAAUUAAUGCCAUUGCAUAUGCAUUUGAUCGACGAAUCCUGCUUCGAGCAUCGCUGGAUUCAUGGCGCGUCGCACUGCAAAAUAAGCACCAAGUUGUUGAAACAGAGCGCUUCUUUGAUCGACUUGAAGGCCGAGCCGAAAAGGCAAGGAACCUGUUCUUGCUCACUAAAGCCUUCACCCACUGGGCAAAGAGCGCCGAAGACGAGGUCCUACGAACUUCCGUGGCUCGGAGACACAUUCUUCGAACGAAAUACUUCAAUGCCUGGCGCGAUAUCACGGCCGUCAACGAGCUCAAAAUUCAACACCAUGUCCUUGGUAAGUUCCUUAUCACUUGGCGGAAGCGAACGGCAGCUGUGCAAGAGAAUGACGGCAUGGCCGUUGAAUUGUAUCACGAAAAUUUAGUCAAGAAAGUCUUUUGGAAGUGGUUUUUCGCUUUUUGCGGUCGCGCCGCCCCGGUCUGGAACAAAGAGCGGCUAACAAGAAACGUUUUGGUGAAAUGGGUCGAGAUUGUUAGAGUGCUGAAAGAGAGGGAGAACUGGGCUUCUGGGCGAAGAAAUCGAGAGGUUUUGAGAAAAUCAUUGCAGGCAAUGAGGCAGAAAGUAGCCGACGUACAGACACUGGAAUCUCAAGCAGAGGAGUUCAGACGAACAACUCUUCUAUCAUUUGGACUCCACGCUAUCUCCACCCAGGUGAAACUCGCCCCAUUGUUCGCUCAACUCGCGCAACGAGUCCAGUUACGUCUUGUCCAAUCGACGCUCCAUCGAUGGCAGCAUAACUCUCUUCUUUCCCGCCUGGCCAAGAAUGUUGACCGUGAGCGCAUCCUCCGCAACGCCUUCACUUCGUGGAAUGACCAGCUCCGAAUCAGCGAGAUGGCUCGAAGAGUAAACGCCCGCGUCCAGGUUGAGGCGCUCUACAAAUGGGUCUUGGCCUCAAAAGGGCUGCUGCUCUUUCGCAGACACGAUAGGGCGCUCAAAUGCUCUACAUUCUCAAACUGGGUAGCCAAAACUCGAGCGCAUCGUGUUAGGCUUGAGAAUGCGGAAAGGACGUUUGCUCAAUUCAAAAGAGUACAGAUGUUGAGGUCGUGUUUGAAAAGGGUUGAGCAGAAGAUGGCAGAGAGAAAGGGUCAAGAAUUUCUCGCGCUUUCAGUUUACGAACCGAGACUCAAACAACGCGCCUUCGAAAAUUUGCUCGAGAAGCAUGACCAUCUCCAGCAAAUGGAAACUUGGGCCGAGGACGCACAGUUCUACGUCCUUACAAAAAAUGUGCUAAAACGCUGGGGCGAUGCAACGCAGCAUGCACGCCGCAACCGACGACGAGAGACCUAUGCGCAUGUGAGAAGGAUGGUGAAGAUGAACCUCGUUCGCCGCACUUUUGGAACGUGGAAAGAGAAAGUUGGCCAGCUUGCCAUCCAGGACCGGCAAGCUACCGAGGUGGUGGAGGAUCGUAUUUUAAGAGCGAGCAUAAAUCUUCUGACCCGUUGGCAUAAUAAAACAGCGAUUAUAUUUAGACUGUCGACCCAAGCCUCUCUUAAAUACAAUAAGAAGCUAGGCACUACCUAUUUCGCAACCUGGACACAACGACAUCGAUACUUGCAAAACCUCGACACCCAAGCCGUAGCGCUCAAACAAGAAAACACAGAGAUUGUGGCCACUGGGGCACUCAAGAAACUAGAGUGGAGGUUAUGGAAUUCAAAACAGCAAGAGAAGAAUGCACUUGCGUUGAGACAGCGUAACUUUGAAAAGCACAUCAGAGCGAUGGUUAGAUUCUGGUGGGAGCAAACGGCAGAGAGACUGGCACACAAUCCAGAGAGUCCAAGCCCAACGCCUAGCCCAAGGCAUGGCGGUGGCGCGGACGAUGAAGGUUGGGGAGGUGACAGUCAUGACAGCGACGGCGUCGGCGGUCCCCCAGAAGAGUACGAACCCGGCGAUGAAACUCGACGACUAGAGAACUGGACCGCAUUCGACGAAGGAGCACUCGGCCUCUCAAACCUCGACCUCAGUCUUUCAUUCACACCUCAACGUCGACAGGCGCAUCUUCAACAUCCCACGAGACCGCACCCCAACCCCCAACCCCAACCUCCCCUUCCACUCCCUCCGCCUACAUCAAACGCCCGUUUCCUCCCACCACUAAUCCAAGAACUCGAUGAAGACUUGGACAUCGAAGAAUCGCGUGUCUGGACUUCAACCCCCAUGCCCAUGCCUAAACCAGGCUAUCUAAAAACGCCGAGUAAACGCAGUGUCGCGAGGGCGAAGAGACCGGAAUUGCCUGCUAGUCCAGAGAGGCGGCCGGUUGUGGGGAUUACUGCGAGUGCGCCGGUGCCGGGGUUUGUGGAUAAGGGGGUGGGCAUAGGGUUAAGGGGAGAGACGGUGACGAGCUUUGAGAGGAGAUUGAGGGAAGGGGGUUUUGACGUUGGUGGGGGGCCUGGAGGUGGAGGUGGGGGUGGGGGAGAGAAAGGGAAAGGGGCAGGGGCAGGGGAAGGGGAAAACAGAGGACGGUUGGAUUUAGGGAUUUGGGUGAUGCGAGAUGAUACUUUGGUCCGUUGGAUAGACAUUGCUGGGAUGGAAAAUCAGGUUUGCAUAUCGGCUGCUGGUUCGGUUAGUGCAAGGUUGGGUUGGUGCAAGUUCGCAACUUCAAGAAUUGGUUUCUUCAUUUUGUUGGGCAUGGGUGGACUGACUUGUCCGCCAACUCAUCCGAUUAGGAAGUUAGAUGUCGUACGACAAACGGGCCUCGGGGGUGUGAUUUGGGUCUAUAGUAUCACAAUAAAGUGGUACGGUGAUGUUCGAAGACACCUCUCGCAUACGCAUUUAGGUCUCCCCGGCUAUAUUGAUCAGAAGUUCGACAUCAAUGCAAACCAUCUGAUGACGUCUCGUUUCCAAACUCGACCUCUCUCAGCAAUGGGCAGACUACUUUGGCAGACCCUUAUCUGGUGUAGUAAGCGUUCCCUGGUUCCCAAUCCAUCCCUUCCGCAAACGUAUUUAGAGCAAAUUAUUCCUGUCGUUGCUUCUGUCGAACUGAAUGUCCUAAGAAAUAUUGUGCCAAUGGUCGACGUCUAG
Lindgomyces ingoldianus is the source of this 4227-nucleotide messenger RNA. RefSeq names its product Sfi1-domain-containing protein. Bases 181 to 4227 code for a protein of 1348 amino acids. The record is from RefSeq and is a predicted model, not a curated record. The transcript has 9 exons. Lineage: Eukaryota; Fungi; Ascomycota; Dothideomycetes; Pleosporales; Lindgomycetaceae.